AUGUCUGUAAGUGAAAAAAUUAUACUUGUAACUGGUGGAACAGGACUAGUUGGGAAAGCUAUACAAACUGUUGUUGAAACAAAUAAAAAUGAAAAUGAAAAGUGGAUAUUUGUAGGGUCCAAAGAUGCAGAUUUAUGUGACAAGCAGAGUACAGAGAAGCUAUUUGAAAAACACAAGCCUACACAUGUUAUUCAUUUGGCUGCUAUGGUUGGUGGUCUAUUCUAUAAUAUGACACACAAUUUGGAUUUUUUGCGGCAAAAUAUUCACAUGAAUGAUAAUGUAUUACAAACUGCUCAUGAAAGUGGUGUUGUUAAAGUCAUUUCUUGUCUGUCAACAUGCAUAUUCCCUGAUAAAACAACAUAUCCUAUUGAUGAAACCAUGAUUCACAAUGGACCACCUCAUUCAUCAAAUUAUGGCUAUAGUUAUGCUAAGCGUCUUAUAGAUAUCCAAAAUAGAGGUUAUUAUGAACAGUAUGGUAGAAUUUAUACUAGCAUUAUUCCAUGUAAUGUAUUUGGACCAAAUGAUAAUUUCAAACCUGAUGCCAGUCAUGUUAUACCAGGUUUAAUGAGAAGACUUUAUGACAUAAUAAAAGAUGGAAAUACUGAAAGUAAAGAAUUUACUGUGUUAGGUUCUGGAAAGCCUUUGAGACAAUUUAUUUACAGCAUAGAUUUAGCUAAGUUAAUAAUAUGGGUAUUGCAGGAGUAUAAGUCUGUGGAGCCAAUUAUAUUAUCAGUUGAUGAAUCCCAGGAAGUCACAAUUUCUGAAGCAGCUGAAGCAAUAGCACAAGCCUUUAAUUUCAAAGGAAAAGUGGUAUAUGAUUUAUCUGCAGCUGAAGGACAAUAUAAAAAAACAGCAAGCAACGCAAAACUUCGAAAAUUUUUACCAGAUUUUCAAUUCACACCAUUUAAUCAAGCCAUUAAAGAAACUGUCAAUUGGUACAUAGAGAAUUACGAUCGGGCGAGAAACUAA
Messenger RNA from Habropoda laboriosa, 969 nucleotides. RefSeq names its product probable GDP-L-fucose synthase (gene Gmer). Gene Ontology annotation, molecular function: GDP-L-fucose synthase activity. The transcript is spliced from 6 exons. Gene Ontology annotation, biological process: nucleotide-sugar biosynthetic process. The coding region runs from base 1 to 969 and encodes 322 amino acids. The record is from RefSeq and is a predicted model, not a curated record. NCBI's taxonomy places the organism in Eukaryota, Metazoa, Arthropoda, Insecta, Hymenoptera, Apidae.